AUGGCGAUGAUGACUGGCCGUGUGCUGCUGGUGUGUGCCCUCUGCGUGCUGUGGUGCGGUGCCGGCGGUGGUGGACACGCGAUGGAGGAUUACUGCGGUGAGGGUGGAGGGAACGGUUUGAGGCACACGAGUAAUGGUGGAGAUGACGGCGUGUCUCUAAAGGCGGACUGCGGGUUGUUAUCCACUCGAACGGCAUCAAUAAAGGCGGUUGAGGCUGUGGAAGCUGGAGAAGAAGGAUUGAGUGUUCCAGACCCGCCUCAGGAUACGGAGGAAUCAUCACCUGAUAAUAAAUUGAACGAUAAUACGAGGUGCACUGCAGAGCCUGGUUUAGGAGGUGGCGGUGUCGCAGGUCAAACAGCAGAAGCAGCAGUGGUGUUUCCACACACGAGGUGA
Molecule: messenger RNA, 393 nt
Organism: Trypanosoma cruzi
Lineage: Eukaryota; Euglenozoa; Kinetoplastea; Trypanosomatida; Trypanosomatidae
Product: mucin-associated surface protein (MASP), putative
Exons: 1
Coding region: 1-393 (130 amino acids)
Source: RefSeq, a predicted model, not a curated record